ACAGCUAAGAACAAGAUUUCGGUUUCGAAGAUGUUAAUGUAAGGAUUUAGAUGGAUAUGUAAAAAAAAUAUGACACCUAUGGCAGGCAUAAUUGGAUGAAGAAUAGAAUAGAAUACAACUUUAUUGUCUAUCCAGAAUUUACACCGACACCAUUGGUUAACUAACUUGGAAAUGUGAUCCUCUCGGUUGUUCUAAGCAUGUUCAAAUAAUCCUUGAUCUGAACUAAGAUCAAUGAGUCGAAAGAGUAGGCCUACUUAAAUGAAGUCACUGCUAACAUUUGGCUGACGUAGGUGUUAUGGACCAUCCUUCCUCUUUCAUUCUACCCAUUUUUGCUCAAUUGUUGUUUGAGUGAGAGCAAGUGAAAUGGAGCUGUCUUAGAGGAACCGUGUUCAAAUGUCCGACUAUGAGGAUGCUACAAAUAUACAGCAGAACACAUAUGGGCCAGAAUCAAAGAUUGAAGACAUCUACCACACUCUGCAGUAUCCAGCUAUAAAUGUUGUCAGAUUGGAAGAAGGGCGACAACUCCCGGAGCGACCCAGAAAUCCAGUUUUCCUGUUGAUCUCCUUAGUUACAAUACUGUUAUUAGUCAUCAUUCUUAUAAUCGUUGGUCUUCACUAUCAUCAGUUCACUGAGUCUGUCCCUCCCAUGAAUAAAGUUCUAAGGCAGGGUGAUGAAGUCUGGUUCCAUCACCAGAGGAUCUUCUACCUUUUCUGGGAGGGUGAGGGAGAUUGUUCCAGCGCCCAACUCUUCUGCAAGCAGAGGAACGCCGACCUUGCAACACUGGAUCUAAAUAACAAGGACUGGGUGUUGUCCAGGGCCAGAGGGCAGCGUCUGUGGGUCGUGGUCGUGGAUGACUUGACAGAAGGCUCUGCACACGACAAAGGACCACCACCGAUGCCCCAACGCCAACUCGUAGUAAACAAUGACCACAUGGAUGCAGAUGGAUAUUAUUUACGGUAUGAGGACAAGUUUGACCUGGAUUUUUUGGGGGAUUCAGAGGACUCUGAACCUGGCUGUGGCCUCCUGAAUCUCAGUCCACCUCCAGACAGCACAGGGCCCAGCCAGGGCUGGGUGUGCCAGGUAAAUGCUUCCUCGCCUGGUUGUACAUGAGAGGAGGACCGCCUGUCUCUCCAAGAUGGAAACCCCAGCUUCUUUUCUUUCUUUGAAAGUAAUAUGUAAUGGAAUGUGUGCAUCUUUAGUUUUUAUAUUUUGUUCCAGAACACUGCUGUCUUCCCAAGCAAAAAGGGACAGUAAUUGGCCGUGUGGUCAAACUUGAGUUAAUGUUGCUUUUGGUGCAGGUAAUUUGCUUUGACACAUGGUUGAAUCUUACGUCUCAACUGUGUUUUUGAGAAGUUAGGGGGGUCUGAUCGGCAGUAACUUCAUAAACUCAAUCAAAAUGAAACACUUUGAAGUAACAAUUUUUUUCAGAACAAUAUUUUUUACAUUGGUUGGAGAGAACACGCAAUUACUUACUUGAUUUGAUGUUUACCAGAAUCAGUCAAAUAAAAAAGUGUAAUGUUUUUAUGAACAAUUGUGAGAUAAUUAUAUAUAGGCUUCAUUGCCUUUUUACAGUGUUCAGAAAAUGUAUGAACUUUCUCAUGACUUUGCACAGAUGACACCAAGGGGGCACUAUAUAUCAUUGUUAAGAUUUGACUGUCAAACUUAUAUUUACAUUUACAUUUAGUCAUUUAUCCAGAGCGACUUACAGUAAGUACAGGGACAUUCCCCCAAGGCAAGUAGGGUGAAGUGCUUUGCCCAGGGACACAACGUCAUUUUGCAUGACCGGGAAUCGAACUGGCAACCUUCGGAUUACUAGCCCAAUUCCCUCACCGCUCAGCCAACU
This is a messenger RNA of Osmerus eperlanus (European smelt), 1843 nucleotides long. RefSeq lists its product as uncharacterized. NCBI's taxonomy places the organism in Eukaryota, Metazoa, Chordata, Actinopteri, Osmeriformes, Osmeridae. The record is from RefSeq and is a predicted model, not a curated record. Bases 394 to 1110 code for a protein of 238 amino acids. The transcript has 6 exons.